Euleptes europaea (tarantolino) is the source of this 1710-nucleotide messenger RNA. RefSeq names its product zinc finger protein 709-like. The record is from RefSeq and is a predicted model, not a curated record. The transcript has a single exon. Bases 1 to 1710 code for a protein of 569 amino acids. Gene Ontology annotation, biological process: negative regulation of transcription by RNA polymerase II. Gene Ontology annotation, molecular function: DNA-binding transcription repressor activity, RNA polymerase II-specific. NCBI's taxonomy places the organism in Eukaryota, Metazoa, Chordata, Lepidosauria, Squamata, Sphaerodactylidae.
AUGCAUCAAAGAACCCACACAGGGGAGAAACUGUUGGAAUGCUCAGAAUGUGGAAAGAGAUUCAGUUCCAUUGGAAAUCUUCAAAUGCAUCAAAGAACCCACACAGGGGAGAAACCUUUGGAAUGCUCAGAAUGUGGAAAGAGAUUCAGUUCCAGUGGAAAUUUUAAACAGCAUCGAAGAACUCACACAGGAGAGAAACCGUUUCAAUGCUCAGAGUGUGGAAAGAGAUUCAGUCUGAGUGGCAGUCUUCAACAGCAUAAAAGAACUCACACAGGAGAGAAACCGUUUCAAUGCUCAGCGUGUGGAAAGAGAUUCAGUUGCAGAGGCAGUCUUCAAAGGCAUCGAAGAACUCACACAGGAGAGAAACCGUUUGAAUGCUCAGAGUGUGGAAAGAGAUUCAGUUGCAGAGGCAGUCUUCAACAGCAUCAAAGAACUCACACAGGAGAGAAACCGUUUGAAUGCUCAGAGUGUGGAAAGAGAUUCAGUCUGAGUGGCAGUCUUCAAGAGCAUCAAAGAACUCACACAGGAGAGAAACCAUUUCAAUGCUCAGUGUGUGGAAAGAGAUUCAGUCGGAGUGGCAGUCUUCGAAGGCAUCGAAGAACUCACACCAAGGAGAGACCUUUUGAAUGCUCAGAGUGUGGGAAGAGAUUCAGUCUGAGUAGCAAUCUUCAAAGGCAUCAAAGAACUCACACUAAGGAGAGACCUUUUGAAUGCUCAGAGUGUGGGAAGAGAUUCAGUUGCAGAGGCAGUCUUCAACAGCAUCAAAGAACUCACACCAAGGAGAGACCUUUUGAAUGCUCAGAGUGUGGGAAGAGAUUCAGUUGCAGAGGCAGUCUUCAACAGCAUCAAAGAACGCACACAGGAGAGAAACCAUUUGAAUGCUCAGAGUGUGGAAAGAGAUUCAGUCAACGUGGCCAUCUUGAAGUGCAUCUAAGAACCCACACAGGGGAGAAACCUUUUGAAUGCUCAGAGUGUGGAAAGAGAUUCGGUUGCAGAGGCAGUCUUCAACAGCAUCAAAGAACUCACACCAAGGAGAGACCUUUUGAAUGCUCAGAGUGUGGAAAGAGAUUCAGUCAGAAUAGCCAUCUUCAAGAGCAUCAAAGAACUCAUACAGGAGAGAAACCGUUUGAAUGCUCAGAGUGUGGAAAGAGAUUCAGUUGCAGAGGCGGUCUUCAACAGCAUCAAAGAACUCACACAGGAGAGAAACCAUUUGAAUGCUCAGAGUGUGGAAUGAGAUUCAGUAACAGUGGCCAUCUUCAAGAGCAUCAAAGAACUCAUACAGGAGAGAAACCGUUUGAAUGCUCAGAGUGUGGAAAGAGAUUCAGUGUGAGUGGCAGUCUUCAAAAACAUCGAAGAACUCACACAGGAGAGAAACCGUUUGAAUGCUCAGAGUGUGGAAAGAGAUUCAGUGAGAGUAGCCAUCUUACAGUGCAUCAAAGAACUCAUACAGGAGAGAAACCAUUUGAAUGCUCAGAGUGUGGAAAGAGAUUCUGUUCCAGUGGAAAUCUUCAACAGCAUCAAAGAACUCACACCAAGGAGAGACCUUUUGAAUGCUCAGAGUGUGGGAAGAGAUUCAGUCUGAGUAGCAAUCUUCAGAGGCAUCGAAGAACUCACACCAAGGAAAGACCUUUUGAAUGCUCAGAGUGUGGAAAGAGAUUCAGUUGCAGAGGCCAUCUUCAACGACAUCAAAGAACUCACAGUGGAGAUUAA